AUGCUCAAACUGAUAACCCUGGCCACAACUGGUUUAUUCUUCACGGAUUUCAGGAUCCAGACUGCUGGAUUGGACAAUCUCUCGACCAGCACAAGCUUUGAUGGGUCUCUGUACAACGCCACCGCGUACCUCGGUGUUUCUGAUUCAUCUUUGUUUUACACAGCCUACGCAGUGAUGGCAAAGGGUCUCCCUGACGUCGAGGGCACGCUAGGCACUGUGGCCUAUCAAGGCUUGUCAAUGCCCAAGACUGGUCUGGGUUCCAAUGCUACCGUCAGUGCAGUUGUUGAUGUCUUUGUACCAUCAUUCAACUGCGAGAAAGCCAACGUCACGAUCAACCUUCAGCCAGCAAACACAACUGCUCAACAUCCUCAAGAUACUUUGAACCUACUCGCGCCUCGUUGCAAGCUCCUUGAGGGUGCACCUCCGGUCUUCGCACUCAACCCGCAGCUCUAUGCAUGUCCUACUCGGCAGCUGAGUGGCUUGAUGCAACGAGUUGAUUGUUCUGGACAGGACUCGCCCAUGCCCAGCGGAAAUUGGCAACUCCUGACUUUGACAGACAUGCGUUAUAUGCAAACCACCAUCAAUGGCUCCGACAAUACGGACGCGUCGGAGUUCGAAGCUUCUUCCUGGUCUACUGGUGUUGCACAUGUCAGCAGCAUCUUAUGCAGGCCCAGCUACAGCAUACAACCGCGCCGCAUAACCUAUGAUCUAUCCCAAAAUCCGCCCCGUAUCCUUCUUGCACCAGAGACAGCUGGUCAGAGUCGAUUGCUGCAGAACUUCAGUGACGCUGAUCUCGGCGUCAUGUUCACGUCUGCGUACUCAGCUUCAGCGCUGAUGUUCGGCAACAAGGCAGACAGUGAACUCGCAGAGGAAUAUCCAGAUACCAUGUUCAGCACUAUGGCGGAGAUCAGUGGUGGUCCCUACGAAGUCCUGCUAGACGAGGACAUAAUGAUUUCCACGGCAGAGAAGGUCUUCAGCCACGUCGCCGUGCAAAUAGCCUCAAAAACCCUUGUUCGCUCUCAGCAGAUCCCUGUCGCUGGCACGAUAUCUGUGCCUCAGGAACGCCUGUAUGUACGAGAAGCGUCUCUGUGGCUUCUUGUCGCUGGAUUCUCCGUGAUGACCGUGAUAGCAGUUGUGGUUGCCGUUUGUCGACCAGCGGAUGUCGUGCCUCACGACCCCGAGACCAUCAGCAGUUCGGCUGUUCUGCUUGCCAAUAGUCCAGGUCUUGAGAAUGCUCUACGUGAGUGCAGUGCUGCCCAGGAAGCCCAGCUGAAGAAGAACCUUGACCGCUAUCGUUAUUCCUCUUUCUCAUCCACGAAUGCGCGUGGCCAACAGAAGUUCGUCAUCGAGGCCACCGGCAACAAAGAGGGCACUGACAAUGCAAGCGCCGACAAUGGUAUGCCCUGGUGGAAGCCUCUGCUGCUGCGACGCGCAAUGAUGGCACUUGUGUUGAUGUUGCCGCCAGCUUUGGUUGCGCUCUUGGAGGUUCUCCAUCAUCUGUCUGAGCGAGAAACAGGGAUAGCUAUGCUCUCAGACACCGAGAGUCUCUCUACAGAACUCUGUACCAGAUUCCUUCCGGCUCUAGCCAUGCUGCUAGUUUCCACGUCGUUCAACGCGAUGGAUUUCAACAUCGCGGUUUUGGCGCCUUACCAAUAUCUCAAGACCAGUAAAAGCCCUCGUGGCGCAACCCUGUCACGCUGCGUUGUGGGGAAGAUGCCUCCGGCCGUCUUGUGGGUCGCUUUCAAGCGUGGAUAUCACAGCGCAUUCUUGUCUUCAGUUGCAGCCCUGCUUGGAAGCCUGCUGACGAUCAUUGUGUCGGGGUUAUUGGUCAUCGACCGCGUCGGAACUUCAAAGCCAGCAGCUUUGCAAAUCCUGGACAGCUUCAACACGACAUGGACAAACUCAGUGGCAAACGACACCUCUGCUGCAGUUGUCGUAAGCCUCAUUGAAGCUGCGAAUCUCUCAUACCCUGCCUCAACCUACGGUGAGCUGGCUUUGCCAAAAGUACAAUUGGCAGAAUUUGCCGCCAGAAACGCUCCGCAAGGCAGCAGGCUAGAUUCUUCGCUUCCCGUCCUCCGUGGCUCUUUGAACUGCAGUAUCCUUGAGCCUUUCCAAUUCAACUUCUCGGGAUCGUACAAUGCAAGGAUUCUCUCCGCCGGUGCCACCGUUCAGGCUACAGUGCCACUGCCCCCGGAAUGCCCAUACGGAGGACCCGGUGGGAACUCAACAGAACUAGACUAUCAGUACUUCUUCCAGCUGCCCAGUAAUACGAAUCGAAGCUACGUGGGCAAAAUCCUUGAUCUGCAUGUCGGACCUUACUCAGGCCCAUUCGCGGACAGUUCGGGCGAGAUAUCUCCUUACAGUCAAGCAGACAAUCCAGCGGGCUGUCCAUCUCUCGCCUUCAUUCAUGGUUAUGUUGACGUGGAAGACAUGACCAGAUCGUUUAUGUCCACAAUGGCAUGCUCGCAACUGAUUGAGCGGCUUGAUGCCAGAGUGGUGUUAGAUGCCAACGACCUUGGAAUCCCCCUCUCAAGCGCGCCUGUCGCCAACAUAUCUACCGCAGUCUUUGUUGCCAGUGGUCCGGACAAUCAGACUUCGGAUGGCCGUACAACACCGACCGCAUUCCCGUUCAGACUGCAGGUUCACAUGGACCAAGCACUUUCGAUGUUCAAUCAGACGGAAUACUCCUCGAGCAGCCUGGCGAGUCAGCCACCUGUGGACAACUUCUACCAAGCAGUCCUGUUCGGCCGGACUCCGGUUCCUCAGGAGCUCCUGGGUAAGCGUGACGAAGAUAGCCAGAACCGAGUAAGACAGGGGAUACAAAGCUUCUACCGAAGAUACAUGGCACAAGCCAUUUCCGCAAGUAUGCGAGUCAAUGUGUCUGGCGCUACUGCUGCGACAGUGGCCGGAACUGGCGCAGGAGUGACCGCUCCAGCAGCCGAUGUGCCCGCCACGCUUGUCGAUGUGCCGGUUUCGGUGCUCCGCGUGAACACCGCGUCAAAAACCGUCCUGCAGGUCCUUCUGGCAACGAUGUUCGUCUGCGGCUUAGCAGCGGUGCUUCUGAAUCCUACCAGGAAAGUGUUGCCCCGUAAUCCGUGUACUAUUGCUGGGGUAGCUAGCUUGCUCGCAGGGAGCAGGUUAGUGCAAGAGCUCGCCAGGGCAGAAGAAGAUGAAGAAGCCGAGUUGGUGCUACGUAAUGAACCUUUACGUUUGGGCUGGUGGGAUGAAGCUAGACUGAUCGAAACACCCAAUGAAGAAAACACUGCAGGGGCUGUGCGACGCCGGUAUGGUAUUGAUAUUGUGAAGGAGGCUGAUGAAUGGCCCAUGACAUGUGAAGAUGGAGUUUAUCUUGGAAUUUUGUAA
Molecule: messenger RNA, 3363 nt
Organism: Capronia coronata CBS 617.96
Lineage: Eukaryota; Fungi; Ascomycota; Eurotiomycetes; Chaetothyriales; Herpotrichiellaceae
Exons: 1
Coding region: 1-3363 (1120 amino acids)
Source: RefSeq, a predicted model, not a curated record